AUCCUCUCCAUAAAGGGUGUUAGAGUUGGUAUAGAGAGAGAAAGGGGUAGAGAGAAGAAGCUGGUCUCCAGAAAGCAGGAGAAGAAGAAGAAGAAACAAGCCAAGUGGAGGGGCUGCCUGAGAAGUUGGACUCUUUGGCUCUGCCAGAAUGAGCGCCUCUCGGUUCAUAAAGUGCGUCACCGUCGGCGACGGAGCUGUCGGUAAAACUUGCCUCCUCAUCUCCUACACCAGCAACACUUUUCCCACUGACUAUGUCCCAACCGUUUUUGACAACUUCAGUGCCAAUGUGGUUGUGGAUGGGAAUACUGUUAAUCUAGGGCUGUGGGAUACUGCAGGACAAGAGGAUUACAAUAGAUUGAGACCUUUGAGCUAUCGUGGAGCAGAUGUCUUUAUUCUGGCAUUUUCGCUCAUUAGCAAGGCCAGCUAUGAAAAUGUAUCCAAAAAGUGGAUUCCUGAAUUGAGGCAUUACGCACCAGGAGUGCCAAUUAUUCUUGUUGGAACAAAGCUAGAUCUCCGAGAGGAUAAGCAGUUUUUCUUAGAUCACCCUGGAGCAAUACCUAUUACCAUGGCUCAGGGCGAGGAGCUGAAAAAGUUGAUUGGCGCCGCUGCUUACAUUGAAUGUAGUGCAAAAACACAGCAGAAUGUGAAGGGUGUUUUUGAUGCGGCUAUUAAAGUGGUUCUUCAGCCACCAAAGCAAAAGAAGAAAAAGAAGAGAAAGGGUCAGAAAGGGUGCAGUAUUUUGUAAGUGAUAAGAGAUAUAUGUAUGGUGAGGAAGGGAAAGAUGGGCAUAUAUAUUUGGGUGGUUUAAUCUGAUUUCCGCGUUUCCUUCCACCUCCCUCCAAUGUGCUGCAAGUGAUUUACGGGUUUGUAGUCUUGACUGACUAUACUAGGAAAACAUCAGCUUGUUGGUUUGUGUAGGUCGGUCCGGGUUGGUUGUUGUAUAUUUGUGAUAUUUCCAGAUAUGUUUGAAGUAGUAAUGUGCUCAACUCAUCUGUUUGUCCCCUAAAUCUGUAUUAAGCGAGCCACAUGUAUAAGACAAUGUAAUGUUUGCAACUUUGUAUGUCUCUUACAUUCACAUCUUUAAUUUAAUGUAGUACCGCUAUCCCUAUAAACUA
This is a messenger RNA of Ipomoea nil (Japanese morning glory), 1115 nucleotides long. Its product is annotated as rac-like GTP-binding protein ARAC3. Lineage: Eukaryota; Viridiplantae; Streptophyta; Magnoliopsida; Solanales; Convolvulaceae. Gene Ontology annotation, cellular component: plasma membrane; cell projection; cell cortex. Bases 149 to 745 code for a protein of 198 amino acids. Gene Ontology annotation, molecular function: protein kinase binding; GTPase activity; GTP binding. Gene Ontology annotation, biological process: cortical cytoskeleton organization; actin filament organization; establishment or maintenance of cell polarity. The record is from RefSeq and is a predicted model, not a curated record. The transcript has 8 exons.